GAGCAAUAGCAGCAGUAGAGAAUAAUUAGAGAGGAAGUGAAGCUUUACAAAACAAUUGUAGUAGGCCUCUCUUGUGAUUAAAAAGGGCAAAUAAUAAAGAGAAAUGAAAGAGAAUCAUCUUCUCUGCUGACACUUUUUCCUCCCUUCUUUCCUCCAUGUCUGCUGCCUGUCUACACCAUUGUAUGCAUCAAAACCAAUCUUUUCUCCAGAGGUCCAAAUGUCAAGUCAAGGGCACAAAAUGGAACCCAAAAGGAAAUUGAUCAUAGCACUCAUUGCUGCUUCAACUGUACUGGGUUUAAUCAUAUUUCUCAUAUUUUGCUUAUGGAUUUAUCAUAGGAAGAAAGCUCACAAACCUCACAAGGACAGUGUUCAUAGCUCAGAUGUUGUUAAAGGUCUUGCAUUAUCACAAUAUAUUCGCAAAUACAACUCGAUGAAGUCAAAUUCCCGGAAAGGGUGUGUUUCUUUGAUGGAUUACAAGGCACUAGAAUCGGGCACAAAUAAUUUCGAGGAAAGUAAUGUGUUGGGGAAAGGGGGAUUCGGGUGUGUAUACAAGGGGAAGCUGGGAGAGAACUUGUAUGUAGCAGUGAAGAAGCUCGAGGGUAUAACUCCGGAUGCAAUAAAAGAAUUCGAGACUGAGGUUGAGCUAUUGAGUAAAAUGCAGCACCCGAAUAUAAUCUCGUUGUUGGGAUAUAGCGUUCGUGAUGAUACAAGGAUUAUCGUCUAUGAAUUGAUGCAAAACGGAUCCUUGGAAAGUCAUCUGCACGGACCUUCUCGUGGAUCGGCUUUAACAUGGCAUCUAAGAAUGAAAAUUGCACUCGAUAUAGCAAGGGGAUUAGAAUAUUUGCAUGAACACUGCAACCCACCAGUUAUCCAUAGAGAUCUGAAAUCUUCUAAUAUUCUUCUAGAUGCCAGCUUCAAUGCUAAGCUUUCAGAUUUCGGUCUUGCCAUACCAGAUGGGGCUCAAAACAAAAACAACAUCAAGCUCUCGGGAACGUUAGGUUAUGUAGCACCGGAAUACCUUUUAGAUGGAAAGUUAACCGAUAAGAGUGAUGUUUACGGUUUUGGUGUUGUGCUUUUGGAGCUUCUACUAGGAAGAAGACCUGUCGAGAAACUAGCACCAUCUCAGUGCCAGUCUCUCGUCACAUGGGCCAUGCCUCAGCUCACAGAUAGAUCAAAGCUUCCAAACAUCGUGGAUCCUGUGAUAAAAAAUGCAAUGGAUUUAAAGCACUUACAUCAGGUUGCUGCUGUUGCAGUGUUAUGUGUUCAACCCGAGCCAAGCUAUCGCCCGUUAAUAACAGACGUGUUACACUCUCUUAUCCCCCUCGUUCCCGUUGAGAUGGGCGGGACACUGAGGAUCACGCAACGCGCACCUUCUGCAGCUGUUAUGCCUUCAGAAUUGAGAAAGGAAGUUUUUGCAUAGCUGCCCAGGGGACUGCAGAUUUUGGGUUUGAAUUGCUUAAUGUCAUUUCUCAUUGUGGGGGAUUAAUGGAUUAUGGUUCUCUGCAGCAUUGCAAGAGUUGAUAAGAAGAAGAAUUGCCAAAACUUGUAGGAAUGAAGCAACACAAAUGUUAUUUUGUCCUUCCAUUAGUGUACAUAUAUGCCAAAUUCAUUGUA
This is a messenger RNA of Ipomoea nil (Japanese morning glory), 1614 nucleotides long. Its product is annotated as probable receptor-like protein kinase At1g80640. Lineage: Eukaryota; Viridiplantae; Streptophyta; Magnoliopsida; Solanales; Convolvulaceae. The coding region runs from base 218 to 1420 and encodes 400 amino acids. Gene Ontology annotation, molecular function: protein kinase activity; ATP binding. Gene Ontology annotation, biological process: protein phosphorylation. The transcript is spliced from 10 exons. The record is from RefSeq and is a predicted model, not a curated record.